Molecule: messenger RNA, 1629 nt
Organism: Pieris macdunnoughi
Lineage: Eukaryota; Metazoa; Arthropoda; Insecta; Lepidoptera; Pieridae
Source: the annotation of a GenBank genome assembly
AUGGCAAAUGUGUUACUGUUGCAAUCGCCUCCACCGAAAUUAGAAGAUGUUCAAAAGAAAAUUUUUGACGAAGGCGCAAAAGCAUUUUUAGGUAAACUUCAUCAGCAGUUUGAUAAAGACGUAGAUGAACUCUUUAAAACAAGGUUACAGCGAAUGGUUGAAUUAAGUACGAAAAAAGUUUUAAGUUUCAAAGCUUCUCCUGAGAGGAUAGAUAGAUUGUGGAAAAUUGCGUCUUUAUCUUCGAGGCUGCAGAAUCGCCAUUUGGACUUAGGGGAUGUAUCUGCUUCAAAUACUGCUCAUUUUGUAAGUGCUUUGAAUGCUGAUGUUCAAGGGAUCCAAGUGGAUUUUGAUGACGGUCAUUGUCCAACAUGGAAAAACCAGCUGAUGGCUUAUCACAAUAUAUUAUCAGUGGUCAGUGGGAAAUUGCCUGGUGCACCAUUCAGUAUAACAACAUGCCCCAUUCUUAUGUUGAGACCUCGAGCUUGGAAUAUGAUAGACCAUGAUAUUUUGAUAGAUGGAAAGGAAGCAAUUGGACCUCUUGUAGAUUUUGGAAUCCUUAUCUAUCACACUGCAAAAAAACUAUAUGAAGCCAAUAGUGGGCCAUACUUCUAUUUGUCUAAAGUAGAAGGUGCAUCAGAAGCUAAAUUAUGGAAUGAUAUAUUUGUAUGGGCACAGAAUGAACUGCAUAUACCACAGGGGACCAUAAAAGCGUGUGUUUUGAUUGAAAAUAUUGUAUCAACAUUUGAGAUGGAUGAGAUAUUGUUUGCUUUACGAGAACAUUCUCUGGGACUUAAUUGUGGUAUAUGGGAUUACUGUGCAUCCAUCAUUGCUAAAUUUGGUACAAAAAAACCAUUUCUACUGCCAGAUAGGAAUAAAUAUGUGAAUAUGGAUAGACGUUUCCUCAAGAGUUAUAUGCAGCUGGUAGUAAACACUUGUCACUUACGUGGGGCACCGGCUACUGGAGGAAUGGCUGCUGCCAUGCUCAAACCAGGAUCGAUCGGUACUGAGAAUUCAUCGAAAUCAAUAAUAAACAAUGUAUUGGAAGCAAAAUUGAAGGAAAUAGAAAUGGGCGUGGAUGGAUUCAUGGUGUACGAUUCGCGUAUAGUGCCGCAUGUUAAUGAGCUUUGGAAGAAAAGCAGCACGACACCUAAUCAAAUUCACCGUAUUUUUGACGUUACCGUCACACCUGAUGAUUUACUGGCAAUACCCGCUGGUGGAGUGACAUUGCAAGGUCUUAAACACAACGUGGCCGUGUCCAUUCUCUUCAUAUACCAAUGGCUGGCUGGGGUUGGCCAUUUCUUUUAUAGUGGAAAUGUGGAAGAUUCAGCCACAGCUGAGAUUUCUAGGUACCAGAUUUGGCAGUGGAUAAGGUUUGGGGUACCGUUAGAAGACGACCCAGCACGCCAAGUGACGGCAAAAUUAGUUGAAAAAACUGCAGCUAAUUUCGCUGCUCACGCGCAUAAGAACCUUUGUCGUUCGAACGCUGAGCGCAAACGGCUUACGGCUGCCAGAUAUAUGAGUAUGGAAAUAUUCCUCUCCAGGAAUCCGCCAGAAUUUAUCACCAGCUAUUUGAAUGAUAAUCACAAGUUUAGAACUCUACAUAACAAGAGUUUGUUGAGUAAUUUGUAG